AUGGCUGCCAACAAUACGCUGGAGGUACUCUUUGUGAGUAACACCAACGAUAAUCAAUUAUCCUGCUCGGCAUGGGAUUUUCGUACCGGUACAAAUUUAAUGAAUUAUAAGGGAGGCGGAGGUGGUGCUGCUCUACAUACCCUCUCGGUUCUACGUUCCGAGUACAUUGUGGCUGGCAAUCAAACUAAACCGCUGUUACAUGUUUGGCCCAUAAAUGCUCAGGAACAAAUGACGGCCAUACGUUUUGUUGUCCCGGGAACAGUUACGGCUUUGGCUUUAUCGCCCGAUGGCAGUUAUAUGGUGGCUGGUAUACAGGAAACCCUUUAUGUAUGGCAUGUUUUGACAGGUCGUAUGAUGAAUACACUGUCAAAACAUUAUCAGACUGUGACCUGUGUUAAGUUCACCAGUGACGGAUCACAUUUUGUAAGUUGCGGUAAGGAUGGUGCAGUUUUGGUGUGGAAUCUUACACGUGUGGUGGCACAUGAGGAAAAUUUGGCUCCAUUGUACACCUUCAAUGAUCAUGGAUUGCCUGUGACAGAUGUUUAUGUUGGUACUGGUGGUAUGAGGGGAUAUAUGUUUACCGUUUCCCUAGAUCGUUCGUGUAAAAUAUACGAUUUGAAUAGUGGAACUCUGCUCUUGAGUGUUGUCUUUGCUGAGGGUCUACAAAGUGUGACGGUAAAUGCAUUGGAAACUCAAGUGUUUGUGGGCACAAAUUCUGGAAGUAUUUUCGAUUUCUUUAUUAAUGAUGUGCCCAGAGUGAAGGAAUAUCAUUUUGAAGAGGCUCCAAAACAAUUCAUUGGUCACACCAAACCCAGUGUAGUAAAUUGUUUAGCAUUAUCUGCUGAUGGCAAGACAUUGGUAUCGGGAGCCAGCGAUAGCCAAGUGCUUGUAUGGAAUAUAUCCAGUAGGCAAUUGUUGAAGACAUUAACAUUUAAGGGAGCCAUUACAAAUCUUCAUUUGAAACUUACCAAUCCUGCCAUCUUUAAUCCCGAACACAAACAACCAUUAGUUUUUUCAGCCAGUUUAAAACGUAUGAUUGAUCCGGAAGGUGCUGAGGAAAUGCCCAUCGAAGUUAUGGUUGAUUCCAAUACAUUUGAUGAUGAAUGUGAUUAUAACACCACAAGACAAUUAUCGCAAGCAUCACCUAGUGCAUACCCAUUAACAAGCUCAGGGGUCCUGACUACAACCACAGACACAAAAUCCGAAGACAAAGAAGAAUUAAAGGCCUUGCGCCAAGAAAUCGAUAGACUGCGCCACAUAAAUAAGAAACUUUUUGAAGUUUCCAGCAAACAAUUGUUACGCGCUCAAAAACGUAAAUAGAUUAAGUUUUAGUAUUGUAAAUAUAAUUUUUGUAU
Messenger RNA from Musca vetustissima, 1355 nucleotides. RefSeq names its product WD repeat-containing protein 18. Gene Ontology annotation, molecular function: protein binding. The record is from RefSeq and is a predicted model, not a curated record. Gene Ontology annotation, biological process: rRNA processing; DNA-templated DNA replication. The transcript has 2 exons. NCBI's taxonomy places the organism in Eukaryota, Metazoa, Arthropoda, Insecta, Diptera, Muscidae. Gene Ontology annotation, cellular component: nuclear pre-replicative complex. The coding region runs from base 1 to 1320 and encodes 439 amino acids.